Protobothrops mucrosquamatus (brown spotted pit viper) is the source of this 1755-nucleotide messenger RNA. Its product is annotated as bifunctional heparan sulfate N-deacetylase/N-sulfotransferase 3. Bases 1 to 1755 code for a protein of 584 amino acids. The record is from RefSeq and is a predicted model, not a curated record. Gene Ontology annotation, molecular function: deacetylase activity; heparan sulfate N-sulfotransferase activity. The transcript has 13 exons. NCBI's taxonomy places the organism in Eukaryota, Metazoa, Chordata, Lepidosauria, Squamata, Viperidae. Gene Ontology annotation, cellular component: Golgi apparatus.
AUGUCUGUUGAUAAUGGUAGUCUACAAGAAAAAAUCAAACUGAAUAAAAAUAAAAUUUCUGAAUUGCUGGUAUUUAAUCAGAGGUUAAGAAAUUUGGGGGAAGAUGCUUUGAAGGCUCUGCUUGAUACUCAGAACCUUCUAAGAGCUCAAAUUACAAAUUUUACUUUCAAUCUGGGAUUUUCAGGGAAAUUUUACCACACAGGCACUGUAGAAGAAGAUGAAGGAGAUGAUUUAUUGUUGGGGUCUGUUGAUGAAUUCUGGUGGUUUCCUCAUAUGUGGAGUCACAUGCAACCUCAUCUGUUCCAUAAUGAAUCUUCACUAGUGGAGCAAAUGAUUCUCAACAAAAAAUUUGCCUUAGAACAUGGCAUCCCAACUGAUCUGGGAUAUGCUGUGGCUCCACACCAUUCCGGCGUCUAUCCUGUUCAUGUUCAACUUUAUGAUGCCUGGAAAAAAGUUUGGAAUAUCAAAAUCACCAGUACAGAAGAAUAUCCACAUCUAAAACCUGCACGGUACAGAAGAGGUUUCAUUCACAAAAGCAUCAUGGUUCUUCCUCGACAAACCUGUGGCCUUUUUACUCAUACAAUUUUCUACAAGGAGUAUCCUGGUGGUCCAAAAGAACUAAACAAAAGUAUACAGGGCGGAGAAUUAUUUUUCACAGUAGUUCUCAAUCCAAUCAGUAUUUUUAUGACUCACCUGUCUAAUUAUGGCAAUGAUCGAUUGGGUUUGUACACCUUUGUCAAUCUGGCCAAUUUUGUUCAAAGCUGGACCAACCUAAAGCUGCAGACUCUACCUCCAUUUCAAUUGGCUCACAAAUACUUUGAACUCUUUCCAGAGCAAAAGGACCCACUCUGGCAGAAUCCUUGUGAUGACAAACGACAUAGAGAUAUCUGGUCUAAAGAAAAAACUUGUGAUCGUUUACCAAAAUUCCUGGUUAUUGGACCACAAAAAACUGGCACAACGGCGUUAUAUUUGUUCCUGAUUAUGCAUCCUUCCAUCAUUAGUAACUCCCCCAGCCCCAAAACCUUUGAGGAGGUACAGUUCUUUAAUAGAAAUAACUACCACAGGGGGAUUGAUUGGUAUAUGGAAUUUUUUCCUACACCAUCCAAUGUAACCACUGAUUUUCUCUUUGAGAAGAGUGCUAAUUAUUUUCAUUCUGAAGAAGCCCCUAAACGAGCUGCUUCUUUAAUUCCUAAGGCAAAAAUCAUAACUAUUCUCAUUGAUCCAUCAGAUCGAGCAUAUUCCUGGUACCAGCACCAAAGAUUUCAUAAAGACCCAGCCGCUCUAAAAUUUUCAUUUUAUCAAGUGAUCACGGCAGGACAUCAUGCUUCACCAGAACUUAAGAUCCUGCAGAAGAAAUGUCUGAUACCAGGAUGGUUUGCCAUUCACAUAGAAAGAUGGUUAACUUAUUUUCCAUCUUAUCAGUUACUAAUUAUUGAUGGACAGCAGUUGAGAAAUGACCCAGCUAUAGUAAUGGAAGAAGUGCAGAGGUUUCUGGGAGUUACUCCUCAUUAUAAUUAUUCAGAAGCUUUAACGUUUGACUCACACAAAGGUUUUUGGUGUCAACUUCUGGAAGAAGGAAAAACAAAAUGUCUUGGAAAGAGCAAAGGGAGAAAAUACCCUCCAAUGGACUCUGAGUGCAGGGUUUUUCUGUCAAGCUACUACAGAGAUCACAAUGUGGAACUAUCAAAGCUUCUACACAAAUUGGGACAACCACUACCAUCGUGGCUGAGACAGGAGUUGCAAAAAGUGAGAUAG